ACCUUUCCUUUACUUCACGACACGCGCGCGCACGCACACGGUCUUGAUUUUAACCCUGCGCGCGCGCGUGGCUGACAGAAUCCUCAGCUGAUCCUCACGCGAGUCGAGCAGCUCUGACUCUGACUCCGGCUCAUGGCAACAUGGCGACAGAGCUCCAAAACCUUCAGGAUCUGAGGCAUACUGCCUCACUAGCCACCAAGGUGUUCAUUCAGAGAGACUACAGCGAGGGCACUAUCUGCAAGUUCCACACCAAACCUCCAGCAGAACUCAGCAACAGGUUUUUGCAGAUCGAGCGGACCCUGUUUGAGGACACAGUGAAGACGCUCAAUAACUACUACGCAGAGGCCGAGAAAAUCAGCGGUCAGUCUUACCUGGAGGGCUGCUUGGCCUGUGUGUCAGCUUACAUUAUAUUCCUCUGCAUGGAGACACGAUAUGAGAAGGUCUUAAAGAAGAUCUCCAUGUAUAUUCAGGAGCAGAAUGAGAACAUCUAUGCACCCCGAGGACUUCUUAUCACUGACCCUAUUGAGAGGGGCAUGAGAGUGAUAGAAAUCUCUGUCUUUGAGGAUCGCAGCUCCACCGGCUCCAGUUCAAGUGGCAGCUCAGUGUCUGGCAGCAGUGCUCGGUGACUGGAGGAGCAGCACCAGGGUUACGGGUACCGAGGGGCCAAAGGGAUCACCAAGAUUCACAUGUUGAAACAUGAGAGCACCAGAUUCUGAAUUAACAGAAUGUCAAAGCCACUUAUUUCUCCUCAUCUCUCUUUGCUGUUACAUAGUAAUUCACACAGUAUGCACACAAAUCCUCACUCACUCGCAUGCUUACAUUGUCUUCUGUGUUUCCAUUAGCAACACUCAUGAUAUCUGAGCUCCAUACACCAUGUCCCACAAAUGCCGAAAUAGAGAGCAGGAGUCUACAUAUAAAAUAUUUACUACUUAAAAUAUUUCUUUAAGUAAAGCACCUAUAUUGCUGUCAGUUGGACAUGUUAUGCAUUUGGCAUCUGGAUUGAGUGCUGGAUGAUUGCCAAGCUCUCCUCAUUCUUCUGUCUGGUCUUCUUUGAGAAGCACUGCCACAGUUCACUGCCAUUACUGAUCCUGUGCAGUGCUUGAGGCUUCUGUUCAUUUGGCCAACUCUGCCAUUCACCUGUGGCUCAGUGGUUUGCUGUUCUGUAGUGUGGGCAGUGAGCCCAGGUGGAUCAAGUUCUCUCAGCGUCUCAGCUCAUUGGGUAUGCAAGCGAGCUUUAGCCCAUCGAGGACUUUUUGUCUCCAUAAGAUGAAAGAACUCGUAAUUUUGGCUUGUCCGCUGAGCUGAGGUUGAUGAAUGUGUGUGUGUGUGUGUGUGUGUGUGUGUGUGUGUGUGUGUGUGUGUGUGUGUGUGUGUGUGUGUGUGUGUGUGUGUGUGUGUGUGUGCGUGUGUGUAUGUUUGGACAUCAGAUAAGCUGUAUUUAGCUGAUAAAAUUCAGAGGAAGCUGAAUCAGCAGCUGCUUAAAAUGAAUUCCCUAACAGAACAGCUGCCUCAUGUGUAAGGUUUCAGUCUUGGUCUGUUUUGUACCAAUGAUGGCUCCAAGCUGAAACUUGCAUAGCAUCUUAUGUAUGUCUUUAUGCAUACUCAGCAGCUUAAUCUUGAAAACAAUCAUAAAGAUAUUGUGAUUUACACAUACUUACUUCCUGCAUAAAACAAUGAAAUACAUCAGAGUCAAAAUGGGUUAAGAUUUGAUAGGCAUUUGAUAUUUAUAGGUAUUGGGAUCUGGAACACAAUCGAAAAUGUUUGCCAGACAUUGCACAAGGGUUUUGUCAUAUGAACAGCAGUUGUUUAGUCGGAUCAUAUUUAAAAGAGAAGUUGAUAAGGCAAAUGUAACAGAACUUUGCAUCAGAGAUGUUCUCCAUCGACUGUUGAGCAUUCUAUUCAAAUUCUUUAUUUGGUUAUAUAGCUUGCCCAAAAAUAUUGUAAUUAGAUCCAUUCAGAAUAUGAAUUCCUAAAUGAAUGGCAUGUAACUUAAUUUUCAUUCAUUCAUUCAUUCAUUCAUUCAUUCAUUCAUUCAUUCAUUCACUUUUUCAUCUUUUGUAAACACUUUAUCCUACUCAGUGUUGCAGUGAAUCCAGAGUCCUUAUUUACACACUUAUUUGUACCAAAGGCAAUUUAGCAUAACAAUCUUUAGUUUACUGAAGACCUAUAGUAUGUUCCACAUCAAUACUGGAACAAUACCCUGCAGGUAAACAUUUUAAAUAACAAAAGCUACAUAGAAAGAAUUACAUCUGUAAGACAUGACAAUCAGUAUCUUUGGUACGUCUUGGCCUGGAUGUCUUAUAUUCAAUGAUGUACAACUGAAAAGUUGUGCCAGGAGAUCCUAAGAAGAACAGCUGAAUAUGUAAUCUAAAGGCUAGGACAAGGAAAACGGCAACAACAGUGAGUAUAGGGUGACUAUAUGAGUACAUUUUAAUUGUAAUUACCUAUGAUUUAAUCAAAUAGUACAAAAGCCAUGGCCUUGAAGUUAAUGCUUAUAAAAAAUUUUUUGGUAGUCACAUACAGUAUAUCCUGCAUUAAAUUUCUUUGUUGGUUAAACCAUGUCUUUAUUGAAGAUGAUGAAAGCACUGUAACUAUACUGUUUACAAAUGGUGUCAAAAUGGAUAACAUUUGCAUCUCAGAGCUCAGACUGUGUUGAGUGUCUAUGUAGAGUUUUUGUGCAUGUUGUCCCUAUCGGAUUUCCUCCAGGUUCUAGAGUUUAUUCCCCCUUCCCAGUUAACUAUUAGUUUAUUUUGUUUGUGCUAAAUUUCACUUAGGUACUAAUUAAUAUGUUGUAUGUGUGCAAUGACUUGCAAAUGUCUGACCUUCCAGCAGGUAUUCCUGCCUUACACCCAGAGUUCCCAUUUUAGGCUCCAGAUCCACCAGCACCCUGACCAGUAAAACUUGUUUACUGGAGGUGAAUUUUAUGAAUGAAUGAACAUUCAGGCUCAGCCUCUUGUUGGGAAAUGUAAUUCUCUCUCUUUUGCUCCAAAUGUAGCAUUAUCUGCCAGGAACAAGUUCAUAACGUUGUGAAAUAUACACAUGCAUUAUACAUAAUUGAGCUGCACAUAAAGCCACCUUGAUACAGAUGUACAAGAAAAAUCAUGAUAUCAUGUUUACCUCAGGACAUUAAGUACAUGUUUCUUCACAUAUCACAUUUCUGGUGUUCAUUUCUUUAUUGCCUUUAUUUCUCACCUGUAUACCCUAAAGCCCAGUUUGUAUUCCUUACCUAUUGUUACUGGCUUUUGAUCUUUUUUAAACCAAGACUUCAUGGCAAGCCAGUGCUCAUCUUAAAGCUUGCCAUUGGAUGUCUAGUGCUCUAGUGUGCACCUUUCUGUGCUUGCUGCUUUCAUGUUUCAUCACUAUGGAGACACCCAACCUGGUGCUGAGCAACUGGUAGCCAGCAAGCUGGCUGUAAAUACAUGACUUGCACUAUAUACGCAUGAGAAACCUUCUGUUGGGCUAGUAGACAUUUCAGUAGCCAAGUGAAAACUGUUUUGUCCUAUAGUUGAGAAAGGGUCUUCCCUGUGCUUGUUCUAGAGAAGCUAAUUAUGUGUUUACAUGUGUAAAGUGAGAGUAUAAUCACAGGUGUGUGUAUAUACAGUACCCUCCUCAAUUAUUGGUAUAUUUCACAAAAUAAAGUUUCAAACAUGAAUUACUGUUUUAUACACAACUUUUGUUUUACCAAAAAAAUCUAAUUUAAACAACUUAAAAUCACAAAAAAAUAUUUUUGUGUCAGAAUUAUCGACACCCUUAAGAAAUUUAAAAACAUUUCAGUCUCUUAUUUUUCUUUUGCAGUCCAAAUUAACUCUAUAACUGCUUUUAUAUAUAGUCUAAUAUAUAAUUGACAAUUAAAUGUAGUGGACAAAGAUCUUUCUAGGAUCUUCUGUCUUAUUAGAUAUAAGUGACUCAGUUAUUCUCCCAAAGGCAUACAACAUUUUAAAAAAUACAAACUGUACAGGUGCUAAUUUUAAGAGAGAAAAAAUUGCACUAAUUAAAAAUGUUCAGUAAUUAGAAAAAUUAACCUGAACACAAAAUAUCAAAUUUCACUUUAUAAUUUAAACUGUGGGUGUCGGUAUGAUAUACAGUAAUGGAGCGCAUUGUAUUUUUGCAUGUUUACUUAUUAAGGAUUUAAUUUGUAAAGUUUACUUGCUCUCUCUCUAUAUAAUAGUUUUCCGAUUUCUGAAGUAGCAAAAUGUUGUUCUUUUCUGGGGUUUUUUUUAUUGUAAAAUGAGUCACAAAAACUUUAUAUCUGAUUGAAAUGCUAAAUUAUUUUGAUUUCCAAAAUACAGAGUGAAUGUCUGAAAAAUGACUGACAUUUGUCUUUUAUUGAAAAAUGUCAUAAGGUAUCGUGUUCAAUUCACGCCACUGCCAGGCUGUUUCCCUUGGGCCAUUGAAAAAAGCCCUUAACUCUCUACUGCUCAGUUGUAUAAAUGAGAUCUAUGUAAGUCACUCUGGAUAAGGUUGUCUGCUAAAUGCUAUAAAUGUAAAUGUACUGUAUAUAGGACUAAACCUGAAACAGAGUUAAGACGAAAGCUGCAUCCCAAAUGGCAUACCUCACUAUGUACACUUUUACUACAGUAUGUACUGUGUAUCAAAGAAUAGUAUUCAAAAACUAAUUAUAAGCUGUUUCCCAGUCAAUGGCAAAUGAUGUAAAACCUAUAUAAUGCAGAAUAUGGUGAAUAUUUAUUACAUCUUGAAUUUUUUUUUCACAUCUAGAGUGAAGUGCUCUCAUCUAGCAUGAACAUGAAGUGUCCAGCAUUCCAUGCUACACUUCCACAAUACCUUCAUCAUCUGGGUAUUUAAGUGCACUUUUUCUUGUUGAGAUUUUUAGAGUGGUCAGACUACUCACAAUAUUUGGACAAAAUAGAGAGUAGAAUAAUGCAUUAGAGAAUAAAGUAUUAGAUUUGGUAUGCACCUCAAGUCUUAAGGUGGCCAAGGGCCAAGACCAAAAAACUGAGAACAAGAAAGUGAGAGUCAAGAUCAGCAUUGAAAAUCGUCAGUUCCUUUUUGGCUGGUUGGCUUAAUUCAUGCACAGUGUAAAUGAUUAAGCUAUAUUUCCUAGAAUUUCCUAAGGAAUUACUUCUUGGUAAACUUUGUGCAUACUGAAAGAAAAGACAUAAAAAUUAUUUACAGAAACUUAUAAUCAAGACUAAGUCCAUAUUUAUUGAGACCAGUGGCCAAGACAGAGACAAGUCCAAGUACAAAUGGCAAUAAUUCCAAGUCUAAGUCAAUACAGAAAAUGUUUUGAGACCAGAUUUGAGUCCAAGACCAGAAUGCUUAUGUCUUAUGAGUAGUACUUUAGGACUCGAGCUGAGUCUUGGAUUUAAGUCCUUCAGUAUUAUUCAUAAAAACAUAAGCAUAUUUUUCUUAAACCUUGAGAAACCUGAUUGUUGAUACUAUAUAUGAUUCAGUGUAGAUUAUGAUCCUGUCUAGAAUAAGAACAGAAAGCAUCUUAUAGAGAAAAACCAAACUGAAUUUUACUCAAAUUGUUCUGUUCGUAAUGACGGACACUUUCACACUAUAGACAAGAGGUCUCGAGGUAGAAUCGAACCAACCCCAAAAUGAAACGUGUCUCUUCUCCCUGGCAUUAAGCACAGUUAUCGGGGAGGGAGGAAGUGAUGUAUUUCCUUUUCAGAGGAAAUUAUAUUGUCCUUGGUCUGACAGUUAUGUAUGCUAUGCCAGGGCUUGAAGGUUAUUUCUAUAAUUUUGGCAUUAGUAGCUGCUAUUUGUUCUGAAAAAUGACGACAUUUUAGCUGUUUUUAGUCCAGAACACUGACUCAGAGGAUGUUCACCUGGCUCUAGUGUAAUUAGAGGAAAAUUUCAAAUGCAUUUGCAAUGGCAAGAAGAACUAAAGUGAUUUGACAUUACCAUGGAGAUUAAAUCUUUGGGGUGACUUACUCUAAAUAGUUAUGACAGGGAGUUGUGCUGUCCUUGAUGUUCCGAAUGAAAGAAAGUGAAAAAUACAAAGCAACUCAUCAGUCAGAGCCCUCUCAUAAGCUUUAUAGAGAUAAGCCUCAUGUGACCCUAAAGAAACACAUUUGGGUUUUCUAAUAGGAACAACACACCUGUAGCAAAAGGUCACAACUGGAUCUUAGGACAUCUAACAAGAGCUUCCAGUGUUUUUACUGCUCCGUUACACAACAGUGGCUCUGUUUCUAUGAGAAAAGGCUCUCUUUUAUACAUGAUCGAGACUAUUCCUCUCUCCCAUGUCCAAAUACACAUCAGACUUGGUAAAUUCAUACAGUAGAUACAACCUAAGCCUCUGAAAUGUUUGGCACCUUUAAUGAAAAUGUGUAAAUAUUAGUACAUAAAAGAAUAUCCCAUUUUUUAAUUUUAAUUGCAAAUUU
This is a messenger RNA of Tachysurus fulvidraco (yellow catfish), 6347 nucleotides long. RefSeq names its product golgin A7 family, member Bb (gene golga7bb). Gene Ontology annotation, biological process: protein targeting to membrane; peptidyl-L-cysteine S-palmitoylation. The record is from RefSeq and is a predicted model, not a curated record. The transcript has 5 exons. The coding region runs from base 141 to 626 and encodes 161 amino acids. Gene Ontology annotation, cellular component: palmitoyltransferase complex. NCBI's taxonomy places the organism in Eukaryota, Metazoa, Chordata, Actinopteri, Siluriformes, Bagridae.